Messenger RNA from Micropterus salmoides (largemouth bass), 1062 nucleotides. RefSeq names its product glycoprotein hormone beta-5-like. NCBI's taxonomy places the organism in Eukaryota, Metazoa, Chordata, Actinopteri, Centrarchiformes, Centrarchidae. Gene Ontology annotation, biological process: G protein-coupled receptor signaling pathway; regulation of thyroid hormone receptor signaling pathway. The record is from RefSeq and is a predicted model, not a curated record. Gene Ontology annotation, cellular component: extracellular region; cytoplasm. Bases 215 to 628 code for a protein of 137 amino acids. The transcript is spliced from 3 exons. Gene Ontology annotation, molecular function: hormone activity.
UCGGAGGAGCAUACAGUGACAAGUACUGUGGUUCGUGUUAGCUGUCCACACUGCCAAAGAAUAACUUCAGAGCUGAUACUACAGGCCUUCAUGCUACGCCUGUGAGAGUAGAUGCUAAAUUAACCUGCUAAAACUUAACAGUGUCUUUGUACUUUAGUGUUUACCUGUACUCAAACACAUUUGAUUCCAGGACGGCAACGGAGUCACAGCUGAGAUGACCCUGCAAUGGAAGAAGUCACAAUGGAGGCCUGGACUGGUGCUGUGCUGGUUUCUGCUCCAGAUCUCUGUGCAACCUGACUACCAUGUGUCAGCCGUCAACCUGCGGCACUUCAUUGGCUGUGCAGUCCGGGAGUUCACCUUCCUGGCCAAGAAGCCCGGCUGCGGGGGGCUGCACAUCACCACCGACGCCUGCUGGGGGCGCUGUGAGACCUGGGAGAAGCCGGUCCUGGACCCUCCCUUCAUUGAGUCCUUCCAGCGGGUUUGUACCUACAACGAGACCCGUCUGGACUCUGUGAAACUCCCCAACUGCCAGGCAAACGUCGACCCAACGUACACCUACCCCGUGGCUCUGAGAUGUGACUGUGGUGUCUGUCUGACCAGCACCACUGAAUGUAUAACAUCUGUGUAACACAAAUCUGAACAGGCAGGGAGUGGGGUAGAAAUUCAGAUCCAAAGAUAUAUUUCAUAUGUUGUUGGUUGUUUGUGGACACAGUUAUUCUUCCCUCUUUUGCCAAGUAGUUGCCUAAAACAAGACUUCAGUUAUUUGGCACUGCUUGUUAGAGACACUUCAUUCACUUAGAUAAUUGCUCCUGAAAAUGUUUAUGCAGAAAGAUUCAGUUUUUCUGUAAAUGUAAUGGUAAAUCCAUUAACCAUUAUAAAAAAAUGUUAUGUUAGAUUGCAAUCCUGCUUUUAAUGUAAUCCAAAAGUACUUUUAGCAAUUUUUUGUAUAUUAGAAUUACUUAAGUAAUUACUUGCCUGUUGUUUUUUUUUAUCCCCAAAGUGCUCAGAAAUGUAAGAUAUGUUAUAUAAAUAAAUUACAUCUUACACAGAUGGUCUGCUUUA